Neohortaea acidophila is the source of this 1446-nucleotide messenger RNA. RefSeq lists its product as uncharacterized. The record is from RefSeq and is a predicted model, not a curated record. The coding region runs from base 1 to 1446 and encodes 481 amino acids. Lineage: Eukaryota; Fungi; Ascomycota; Dothideomycetes; Mycosphaerellales; Teratosphaeriaceae. The transcript has 2 exons.
AUGCCAGCCGGGCCAGGAGAGAGUCUUCUCGCAACUCUCUUCGCGGACGUGCACUACUAUUUCAACGACCCUAGUCAGAAACCACAGCACCACCGCUUCGACCGCGGUAGCUACGUCUACCUCUUCCACAAUCCCACCGAGAACCGGGUCAAGCUUGAAGUUGCCAAUCAUGCUGGAACACCCGAUCAAGAUGCCUUCUCGGGCUACCUCGACCCCGUCCACAUCACCUGUUCCCACAAGCAGCCCAACCUAUGUACCAUGACAAUAGAUGGAGCAUCGCUACAAGGCCACGAUCAAUGGCAUCUCCCCAGCUACGACGAGAAGCAUGAGCACAAGUAUCUCUACAAAAUCCAUGCGUUGGAUCUAUAUCUGUGGACGGAGAAGGACGGAGCCACAUUGUUGAACCACCUUAAAUCCACCCUACCAGCUGAAAAGCUGAGUAUUAACGAUGCACCACUCCCCGAUCAACAGCACGCCGAACACGUGGACUCAAUGAGCACAGUGGUGCAGAAUCUGGAGAGGACGGCCAUCAGCCCGCAGUUCACUCCCGAGAGGCAUGAAAGUGCGGCCUCCAUCCAUACUAACCCGGGCUCUCCGCCAGCCGCGUCACCUCAGCCCGCGGCACCCCUGGCCUACAAUCCAGCUGCCCCAGCCGCGCCGGAACCAAUAGCGCAUCGGGAGAAGACGCCGCCACCAUUGGAGGUUGGCGAAGGCACCGGUCUGGCAAGAUACGAUCCCACUCCUCAACCACAAUACGCCAAUACUCCAAACACUUUCGGAGCUUCCACCGCACAGUACACCCCGCAGUUCUUCUCCGGCCCGCCACAACAGGAGCACAGUGCAUCACCUCCCAGCUUCCCCGGGCCACCACAGCCCCACCCCAGCUCGGGAUCCCUUCCUCCCCCUCCCCCUCCCGCAAGCAGCGGCUCAACCCCACAACCAUACAUCCCAUCAUUCGCCCCACCGCCAACGCAAGCAAACCCCGCCUCACAACCUCGCUCGCCACCACCCAGCCAGCAAACAUUCGGUGCACCCGUGCAGCGCACCGCCACUUAUCCUGCUUCCCCCUUUGGCCCUCACGCCCAACAGCAACAGCAACCGCCCACGCCCUCCUCCCCACCAGGCUACUCCCCCGGCACCUACGGCGGCGCCGCACAACAAGACCCCACAAGCUACAGCAACUACUCCUACUCCAAUGGUGGCGGCGGCGGUGCUUACCAGCAGCACCACUACAAUCCCGGCGGGGCGUACACAGGCGAUAUGCACAGCCAGAUUUACCGGCCUACGUCUUCCGAGGCGGCGGGGCAUGGGCACGGGAAUGGAUAUGGCAGGCCGGGCGGGCUGCAGAAGCAGCAUAGUGAGACGCGGCAGCGGGUAGAGGAGGGCGUGACGCGGGUGGAGGCCAAGGUGGGGAAAUAUCUUAAGAAGUUGGAUAGGUUGUGGUGA